Messenger RNA from Gadus chalcogrammus (walleye pollock), 3472 nucleotides. It is a transcript of the gene coasy, whose product is annotated as CoA synthase. The record is from RefSeq and is a predicted model, not a curated record. The transcript has 10 exons. Bases 369 to 2093 code for a protein of 574 amino acids. Gene Ontology annotation, molecular function: dephospho-CoA kinase activity; ATP binding. NCBI's taxonomy places the organism in Eukaryota, Metazoa, Chordata, Actinopteri, Gadiformes, Gadidae. Gene Ontology annotation, biological process: coenzyme A biosynthetic process.
GUGUUCUUUCCUCUGUUUUUAUACCAGAAGCGAACAGGAUUUGGACUACAGUUCCCAUUUGUUCACGAAACGGUUUCUUAACCAUUAGCCAAUCGUGUGUAGUGUGUAUCAGAACCCUAUUCGCUGCAACCUGCCGUACGUAGUUUACAGUGUAUACUUCAUCACAUGAACCCAAACAGGCCGUCUCCUCUAGGGUAGGGUAGUAGGCCCGACAUGGUUAUGGUUCGCUAUGUGCGAUUACUGCAAGUACUGCGAUUGACCUUCGCCAAAGCUGCCAGUUGCUGGGGCUGACUGCAAAAACACUGCUGAACCACGUCGUCUCACAUUACGGUGUUUGCCGCCAGACUCGCGACGGCAGUGCCGGCGACAUGUCCAUGUUCAGCACGGGCGUCCUGGUGCUCACGGCGCCGCUCCACACGCUGCCGCUGCGCAUCACGCCGGUGCUGAGCUCGGCGGCGCGCGUGGUCAAACACACGCUGUACGUCCACCUCCACCCGGGCCUCAACCUGUCGGCCUGCGGCGGCGGAGGGAACCAGCCCCGGCCCGUCUUCAUCCCGCCCGUCCCCGACCUGUCCAAGGCCAUCUCCCGCCUCUACAGCAACGCGGCCGACGUCUGCGGACACCUGGACGUGCGCGUGUUGCUCACCAACGUCCGGGCCGCCCAGGCGCCGGACGUCCAAGCGCCCGGCGGGAUCGUCGGCCCGUUCCCCGCGCCCCAGCUCCUCUCCCACGCCCCGGAGGUGGUGCUGACCGACUACCCGCUGCAGGACGCGGAGCAGUCGUCCCGGGUGGGCCAGUGUCUCCAGCGCUACGCGGGCCACUGCUACGUGUGCAGCCCCGCGCUGGCCUCAGUGCUGCUGCAGCCCCAGCUGGAGGAGCUGCAGGCCGCAGAGGAAGAGGAGGAGGAGGAGGAGGAGGGCCGGGGGGGCCCCAGCAGGGGGGCGGAGCCCCUGGAGACGUACAACGACGUGGUGGUCGGCGGCACCUUCGACCGGCUCCACAGCGCCCACAAGACGCUGCUCAACAUCUCCUGCAUGCUGGCCAAGCGGCGCUUCGUGAUCGGCGUGUGUGACCAGGAGAUGCUGAAAAGGAAGGUGCUCAAGGAGCUGAUCGAGCCCUACCCGGUGCGGGUGGAGCGGCUGACGGAGUUCCUGCGGGACGUACGGCCCUCCCUGCAGGUGGAGAUCGUGGCCCUGGACGACCCCUUCGGCGUCUCUGUGGUCGACCGCCAGCUGCAGUGCAUCGUGGUCAGCGAGGAGACUCGGCGGGGAGGCGAGGCCGUGAACGCCAAACGCCUGGAGAACGGUCUCCCAGGCCUGGUCCUGCAUGAGAUCCAGCUGCUGAAGGACGCCCACCACACGGAGACGGAGGAGGAGAAGAUCAGCUCCUCCAGCCUGCGCUCCCGCCUCCUCGGCACGCUGCUUGCCCCGCCCAAGGACGCCUCCCACCUCCCCGCUCUCCCCUUCGUGAUUGGUCUCACGGGGUGCAGUGGCAGUGGGAAGAGCUCCAUCGCCGGUCGGCUGGAGGCGCUGGGUGCGGCCCGCAUCGACUGCGACGGGCUGGGCCACCUCGUGUACCAGACGGGGUCGGCGGGCUACCACCGCGUGCUGCAGGAGUUUGGCUCUGAUCUUCUUAACGAGGACAAGUCCAUCAACCGGCGGGAACUUGGAAGGAAGGUGUUCGGGAGCAAGGAGCGGUUAAAGGCGCUGACGGACAUAGUGUGGCCUGAGAUCGCCCUUCUGAUUAAGGAGCAGAUUCAGCAGGCAAGGGAUCAAGGUAAAGAGGUGUGUGUGAUGGACGCAGCGGUUCUGCUGGAGGCGGGCUGGACAGACAUGGUCCAUGAGGUCUGGGUCACCCUGCUGCCGGAGGAGGAGGCCGUGUCCAGGAUCACGGAGCGGGACGGGGUGAGCCGGGAGGACGCCCUGCGCCGCCUCCGGAGCCAGCACCCGACCGGGCAGCAGGUGGAGCGGGCCAACGUGGUGCUGAGCACGCUGUGGGAGCCAGCGGUCACACAGAGACAGGUUCUCAAGGCCUGGAACCUGCUCCAGGAGAGAAUCGUCCAGAGACGGGCUGCUCACCAGGACCCGCACUGAAGACUAAGACUGGGGGAAGCUCAGCGCUGCACCGUUCAACAUGAGGGAGUUCUGCCUUUUUAUAGAGCACACAUCUGAGUCAACCUACCAAUCACAGCAGGCCCUCAGUGGUCACGUGACCAAGGCAGGGUGUGCAUGACAUGUGAAUCGACAGGUUUUUAAUGGAACGUUUUUUUUUCUUCAAAACGACAAGGCCGAUGGUGAGGAAUGUUAAACUGGGGAUGUGGAACUGUUGGAGUUGCUUUGGCGAUGAAGAGGUACUGCGGCCGUUGGUGGUCAGAAGGCUCAGAGAUCACCCUGUGGAUAUUAACCUGAGUCAACUGAACAUUUUAUCACAUUUAGUAGAUCCUAACCCAAAGAUUAGAUUUGGAACAACUGCUGACACUUUUUACUAAAAUGAAUUCUGUAAUUAAUAAAAUUAAAGAAGUAAAUAUAUAUAUAUAUAUUAAGAUUGUAGUAAUGUUACAGCAUAAUGUAACGAUAAAUUACCCUAAAAAUUAUUAAACGGAGAAUGGGUCGACUUGUUGUCAUCAUUUUUCAUUGUAUUGCACUCAACAGAGGGUUGCCCAGUUUAAUAUAUCUCUAUAGUCAGACGAGAGAUUCAUCUUCCUCUGAUCGAUCACCUGUCAAAUUCCUCAACUGUAUACGGAGGCCAACGUGUUUAUUAGCAUGGCUUGGAACAACAGCAGAAACCAAAACAUUUACUUCACCUUACUACUUACUUACUUCACAAUGUCUAGCAACAGGCAGCAGUUUAUAAAAAAAAACUAUUUUUGGUUAAAGGUAUGUGUAUUUUGUAAAAAAAAAAAAAAAAAGUAGUUAUAGCUAUACAUUAUAGCUCAUAUGUUAGACUUGUAAAUUCCUGUAGGGAGUUUUUAAGGCAACAAAGAAGAUAAAAAUGAAAUUGUUCUUGACCUGGUGAAUGCAUUCCAUCCAAACACUGUCCAUUUGUUUGCUUGAAGUGGCUGGUGGUGUUGAAUUUUAAGUCCUAGACGAGUUUCAUACAAAUCCAUGUCCAGCUCUGGUCAAAUUAGAACUAUUCUAGAACGACUCUCAGUUUUGCCGAGCACAGCGCCUCCCCGAGGUCGUUGGUGGCUCUGCAGGAGUAAAUCCCAGAGUCCGACUGUUGCAGACCGGUAAGGACUAGCGAGCAGCUCCCCUCCUCGCUUUGCUCUGCAGUCGUCCUCGAUGUUUCUACCAACCGCUCGUUGUUCAGGAGCCACUCUAUGGCAGGUUGAGGGUAACCUGUAUAUUUACAAGGAAUGAGUUUUAGUUUUUCUAUAGCACCUUUUAAACACAAAGUAGCAUUGACUCAGCCUUUAGACAGGAAUAACAUUAAGGACAAUUAGUGAAAGACAAAAUAACAUACCGUAUAAGUA